Molecule: messenger RNA, 186 nt
Organism: Phycomyces blakesleeanus NRRL 1555(-)
Lineage: Eukaryota; Fungi; Mucoromycota; Mucoromycetes; Mucorales; Phycomycetaceae
Exons: 2
Coding region: 1-186 (61 amino acids)
Source: RefSeq, a predicted model, not a curated record
AUGCGCAUUGUGUUUCUUGUCAUAAAAUUCAACGCGUUGCAUAUCAACUCUGUACGCAUGUGCAAAUGUUUGAUCCUCAGCCAGCAGUCCGAUCUCAAAAUGCCUUGUGAUAAAUCCGUUCCUCAGGUCCCUCAAUCCCCUCAAUCCCCUGUUAGCUCUCCUUCCCUUUCUGUACCAAAAGCUUGA